This is a messenger RNA of Chenopodium quinoa (quinoa), 3416 nucleotides long. RefSeq lists its product as uncharacterized. NCBI's taxonomy places the organism in Eukaryota, Viridiplantae, Streptophyta, Magnoliopsida, Caryophyllales, Amaranthaceae. The transcript has 2 exons. Bases 316 to 1950 code for a protein of 544 amino acids. The record is from RefSeq and is a predicted model, not a curated record.
AUGUUUGUAGGAGCUUCUGGAAAACAUACCAAAGCUGAUAAGAAUAUCUCUGCAAGGGAAUACUAUUGCUAUAAGCUUCAAAUUAGACCAGGAAACAUGCUGUUAAGAGCAGGCCGUGCAUUUUUGCAGUAUAUCACAGACAUGUAUAUCAAAGUUGAAAACACAAGGUUAGAUUUUUUUCGGCAAAAUUAAGAUACAAUAAGAGCGGAUCUUUAUAAAGGGAUUCUAGACACUGUAGAGAGUGGCCAGACAAGUGCAGCUAAUGUUGGUCAUAAGUUCAUUUUGCCACCAUCAUUUAUAGGAGGCCCUCGUGAUAUGAAAAGGAGAUAUUUGAAUGCAAUGGCUCUUGUGCAGAAAUACGGGAAACCUGAUCUCUUUGUCACUAUGACCUGCAAUGCAAAUUGGCCAGAGAUAAAAGCUGAGCUAGAGCCUGGUGAGACCGCACAAGACCGGCCAGAAUUAGUUGCUCGUAUAUUUCGAGCAAAGUUGAUUGCUCUGAAAAACAAAAUAAAAAAAGAUGAAGUAUUUGGUAAAGUGGCAGCAAUGAUAUAUGUCAUAGAAUUUCAGAAAAGAGGAUUGCCACAUGCUCAUUUCCUAUUGAUUCUAGAGCAACAUCAUAAGAUGAAGUGUCCUGCUGAUUAUGAUAAAUAUGUCUGUGCAGAAAUAUCUCCUGUUACUCAGCCUGAGCUGCGUAAAAUUGUGUUAAGGCAUAUGAUGCAUGGACCAUGUGGCCACUUAAAUCCAGAGUGUCCUUGUAUGAGAAAGAAGGAUAAUGUUGUUUCUUGUAAAAAUGGGUACCCAAAACAAUUCACCGCACAAACAACAACAAAUAAAGAUGGCUAUCCUUGCUAUAAGAGAACUGAUACUGGAGAACAAUUGAAAGUCAGAAAUGCUCAGUUAGAUAACCGAUGGGUUGUCCCUUAUAACCCCUAUCUCACAGCACUCUUUGAUUGUCAUUUGAACGUAGAAGUUUGUUCAACUAUUAAAGCAGUGAAAUAUUUAUAUAAGUAUGUUUACAAGGGACACGAUCGAGUGGCCUUCAAUAUUCUGGCUGAAGAUAAAAAUUGUAACGAUGAAAUUGCUCAGUUUCAGUCGAGGAGGUGGGUGUCGCCAUGUGAGGCAGCUUGGAGAAUUUUUGGAUUUGAUUUAUUUGAGAUGCAUCCACCAGUCUUACCUUUGUCAGUUCAUAUUCCAGACAUGAACACAGUUUGUGUACGCCCUUAUGAACGUCUGGAUGUUGGUAUUGCAAGCGGUGUUUAUGGUAGGACUCAAUUAAUUGAGUUCUUCCGUAUGAAUGCAACUACUGAUAAUGGUCUUGGUUACUCAUAUGUAGAAUUUCCUGAACACUAUAAGUGGGAUGCUUCAUCAAAAUCAUGGUCCAAACGGCAAAAUAAAAAAGUGAUGAUAGGGCGAUUAACUUUUGUCGCUCCUUCGGAGGGUGAACGCUUUUACCUUCGGCUUCUAUUACUGAAUGUCAAAAGUCCAAAAUCUUUCACAGACUUGCGCACAAUUGAAGGUUAUGUGUGUGCAACUUUCAAAGAAGCAUGUCUAAGAGCUGGCAUUUUGGAAGAGGACGAUGCUGCAAGCAUUUGUUUGGCAGAAGCAACUGAAAUUCAGCUCCCUCGGGCUUUACGCCGGCUAUUUGCAACUGUUCUUAUAUUUUGUCAGCCGAGUAACCCUGAAGAAUUAUGGUUUAAAUAUUAUUCUGCAUUAUCAGAAGAUUUUGCACGCCAAUACCCUGGUGUUGAAAACAAAGUUAAAAGAUUAACUGUCAGAUCAGUAGAGCAGCAUUUAGAGGCCAUGGGCAAGUCAUUAUCUGCUUGUGGUCUGGCUGUUUUAAUGGAAGACAAUGAUAACCAGAUUGAUAGAACAAAAGACAUUCAAGAUGCCUUAGAUGCUCCGAUUCCUCAAAAUUGUAUAGAAAGUCGUGGCUUGCUUAAUACCGCAUAAAAGGAAAUUUUUACUUGUAUUAUGUAGCAUAUCGUAGAAGGAAAACCAGGGGCAUUUUUCGUAGAUGGUCCUGGUGGAACUGGUAAAACGUUCUUAUAUAAUGCACUAUAUGCUGAGAUCCGCCUUAUGAAUAAGAUUGUUUUACCUACUGCUACGUCUGGAAUAGCUGCAGCAAAUAUUCCAUCAGGUAGAACAGCACACUCAAGAUUCAAAAUUCCAUUGGACAGUGAUGCUUCAUUAGCUUGCAGUGUUUCUAAGCAAAGUAGCCUGGCAGCGUUAAUAAAAGAAACAACUCUUAUAAUAUGGGAUGAAGAAUCUAUGGAAAACAAGCAAAAUCUAGAAUCUCUAGACCUUUUAUUACAAGACAUAUGUGAUAGUGAUGUGAUAUUUGAUGGGAAGGUAAUUGUCUUCAGUGGAGACUUUCGACAAGUGUUGCCUGUUGUUCCUAACAAGACUAUUAGAGAAGCAGUAGAAGCAAGUAUAGUGAGUUCUUAUAUAUGGCAGCAUUUGCGGAGAUUCAGGUUAACUGAAAAUCUAAGAGCUAGGGAAGAUCCUUCAUUUUCUCAGUUUUUACUUGCACUGGGAAACGGUGAACUGCAGACCAUGGAAAGUGAUUUUUUUGAGUUGCCACCACAGAUAGUGCAGACUUUCCAGCCUGAUGCUGAUCCAAUAGAUGAGUUACUCAAAUCUUCUUUUCCAGAACUUGGUUCGGGUGCUCUGGACCCUCAAAUCUUUUCAAGAAGGGCAGUUCUAACACCUAUAAAUGACGAUGUAGAUACUAUAAAUUCGUUCAUGAUUGAGAGAUUCCCAGGACAAGCCAUAUCUUAUACAAGCUAUGACAGUGUCCUAGAUGAUAGUGGCAGCGUAUAUCCUACAGAAUUCCUGAAUAAACUAUGUGCAGGUGGAAUGAGCCCUCACAAUCUUGUGCUCAAAGAAAACUGCCCAGUAAUAUUGCUUAGAAAUCUUCUGCCAUCUUCUGGUUUAUGCAAUGGAACGCGCCUUAUAUGUAAAAGGUUUUUCCCUAAUUUAAUUGAGUGCGUGAUUUCUAUCGGACAGUAUCAAGGGGAACAUGUAUUUAUACCCAGAAUUAAACUCAGACCAUCAAGUUCUCAGAAAUAUCCUUUCCAAUUUCAGAGGAACCAGUUUCCUAUCAAGCUCAGCUUUGCAAUGACUAUAAACAAGUCACAGGGGCAAACUUUAGAUCAAGUGUUAAUAUAUCUCCCUCGUUCGUGUUUUUCACAUGGUCAGUUAUAUGUGGCUCUUUCACGUGCACGGUCUGCAGAUAAAGUGAGAGUUGUAUCAGUGGCUCCUACUUUACAGCAUUCAGAAAACUCCGUUAAAAAUGUCGUAUCUUAUGCUGUCCUAAAGCUAGCAGGAGUAAUUUAGGAGUAAUCUAGGUGCUGUUAGAUCAUUCCUAAAAUAAGCUAAGUCAUGUGCAUUCACUUCAGCAGUGGUCCAAUGUUGAA